Scatophagus argus is the source of this 2733-nucleotide messenger RNA. Its product is annotated as snake venom 5'-nucleotidase-like. Gene Ontology annotation, cellular component: plasma membrane. The transcript is spliced from 9 exons. NCBI's taxonomy places the organism in Eukaryota, Metazoa, Chordata, Actinopteri, Scatophagidae. Gene Ontology annotation, biological process: AMP catabolic process. Gene Ontology annotation, molecular function: metal ion binding; 5'-nucleotidase activity; nucleotide binding. Bases 187 to 1905 code for a protein of 572 amino acids. The record is from RefSeq and is a predicted model, not a curated record.
AUGGGGAUUUGAACUAGGAUAUCACACGCUUAUGAAUCACGUUACAGCUGUGUUGUGUUACCGAUUUUCUCACAUACUGGGCCCCCAGUGACAUGUCCUGCGCCUUAUCACAUCCUCCAGAAGGAGCACACGCCCCUCUCCAUAUAUCUUCUUGAUCAAUGGUGCGCUUUUACGCACAGUCACAACAUGAACGUCUGGACGCCUCGGCAAGCUCUCUUGAUCGCGCUCUGCCUGUUUGCGCUUUCGGGCGCGACAUCGACUUUCGAGGUGACACUGCUGCACACCAACGACAACCAUGCGCGGAUCGAGGAGACCAGCGAGGACUCGGGAAAGUGUCCAGAAAGCGGUCCUUGCUUCGCGGGGGUUGCCAGGAGGUUCACUAAAGUAUCGGAGAUCCGGAAACAGGAGAAGAAUGUGCUGUUUCUGGAUGCCGGAGACCAGUUUCAGGGAACCGUCUGGUUCAACUACUAUAAAGGCGCCGAAGCUGCGCACUUCAUGAACAAACUGCGUUAUGAUGCUAUGGCUUUGGGAAACCAUGAGUUUGACAACGGAGUGGAGGGUCUCAUCCAGCCCUUCCUUCGGGAUGUAAAUUGCUCUGUGGUGAGUGCCAACAUACGACCUGACCAGACUCUCAAGGCAAAUCUCAGCGGGUACUUCCAGCCCUACACAAUCAUAAAUGUGGGCCCAGAAAAAGUGGUUGUGGUGGGCUACACCACCGCAGAGACCCCAUUCUUAUCCAUGCCAGGCCAACACCUAAAAUUUGAGGACGAGGUGGAAACGCUUCAGAUCCUAGUUGAUAAACUGCAAACCUUAGGAUAUAAUAAGAUCAUCGCCCUGGGUCACUCGGGCUUUGACGUGGAUCGAGACAUUGCCAAGCGUGUGAGAGGGGUUGACGUUGUUAUCGGAGGACACACCAACACAUUCCUCUAUAAUGGAAAGCCCCCGUCCACUGAAGUUCCAGCAGGUCCGUACCCUUUUAUGGUGACAUCUGACGAUGGGAGAAAGGUGCCAGUGGUCCAGGCUUUUGCCUUUGGGAAAUACCUUGGAUAUUUGAAAGUAACCUUUGAUGACCAUGGGAAUGUGAUAAAAGCUACUGGGAACCCCAUCCUAAUGGACAGCAGCAUACCUCAAGAUCCAGAUGUCCUGGCUGACAUCCGGGAGUGGAAAAAAGACUUGGCUCAGUACUCCUCACAGUAUGUUGGACAAACCUUAGUGUACCUCAACGGAACAUUUGAAGAAUGUCGAUUUCGGGAGUGUAACCUUGGCAACCUUAUCUGUGAUGCUAUGAUUUAUCACAAUAUAAAGUAUUCCAGUGAACUGCAGUGGAAUCAUGUGGGCAUAUGUAUGCUGAAUAGUGGCGCCAUACGCUCAGCUAUAGAUGAGCGCUACAAAAAUGGUUCCAUUACUAUGGAGGAGAUCCUCACCAUCUUACCAUUUGGUGGAACCUUUGACUUGGUCAAGAUAAAAGGAUCGACGGUGAAAAAGGCAUUUGAGCACUCCAUUCAUAGAUACGGAAGCAUGUCUGGAGAAUUUCUUCAAGUCUCAGGUAUUCACAUAGAGUACGACCUCUCCAAAGCAGUGAACCAGCGUGUAGUGUCUGUGUCAAUGCUCUGCACCGAGUGCCGUGUUCCCAAGUAUGAACCGUUGAACCUGGAGAAGACGUACACUGUAGUCAUGCCUUCAUACAUGGUGGACGGCGGUGAUGGCUUUACCAUGAUUAAGGAGGAGUUAUUGAAGCAUAACACAGGUGACAUGGACAUUUCUGUUUUUUCCAAAUAUAUCUCAGACAUGAAGCGCGUGUACCCUGCAGUGGAAGGCCGGAUCACAUUCAGAAACUCAGCUGCCUUUACAGUCCACAGCCUUGGCUUGUUGCUGCUGGGUUUAUGUCUGUCCCUGACCCUCUGAUUGGCUUUCUACACUCUGGGAAGCUGUGAUAAACUGGAAACUCCUCUGGGACAUGGUUAAAUGUCUUUCCAUCUCAGUGCCUUCAAGGAAAACUAGAAGACAACAGUACAGCAGUUCCAGCCUCAGGGUAGAUUCAGUAUCUAGGAAGAGACUAGCUGGUUUUAAGAAAGAGAAAACAAAGUUCUGCACAAUAUGCUUCCACCCACAAGAUGAACAAUUUUAAUGUGAAAUAGUAAUGAUUGUUUACAUCCAACCAUGAUGUAAAUUUCUACAACACAUGAUUCGUCUUCUCAAAUAAACGAAAUAAUGAGCAGAGGCAAAGCUGUCUGGUUGCUGUAUCUCUGCUUUCACUCACUGAAUAGCAAUAGAUAGAAAUAAGUCUAAGUUUCACAGUAUUUCUGCUAACUAUGUGCCAAAUGUGCCAGAUGUAUUGUUUGAUUUCAUCCCAAGUCAGUUUCCUGCAGAGGAAGAACAAAGCACAAAUCAUUUUUGUUUUCAUAAAGAAUUAUAUUACGCUGGUAUGUUCAUCCAGCACAUGAGGUUGCAGACACAAAUGCAUUGCUGCAACAGUAGAUGUAGUACUACUAUAUUGUACUGCAAAUCUGAAAAACAUUGUAGUUUUUAUGUUUGUUCUCAUGGCAUCUUUACCUUUUCGAGCUUCUCCAGAGCUGACAGAAUAAGAUGUUUGUUUAAGAUCUGUUGCAGCUGCAGUUGCACCCAGUCUUUGUUUUUGUUUUUCUUCCAACACUUGCUGUUCUCUCCAAAGUCAUCUUCAUCCAGUACUUGUAUAAGCUUGUUACAAUAAACAGAAAAUGAAAGUAACAGGCA